This is a messenger RNA of Trifolium pratense (red clover), 772 nucleotides long. RefSeq names its product heavy metal-associated isoprenylated plant protein 22-like. The record is from RefSeq and is a predicted model, not a curated record. The transcript is spliced from 3 exons. Gene Ontology annotation, molecular function: metal ion binding. Lineage: Eukaryota; Viridiplantae; Streptophyta; Magnoliopsida; Fabales; Fabaceae. Bases 112 to 555 code for a protein of 147 amino acids.
AUAUAGAAAAUCAUACAAAAAACCAAUUACUACUACUAAGUUUCAUAUCUUAUUAUCUCAUUUGGAUAAUAAGUUUUCUUGCUACAUUUUAUUGCCUUGUAGCACACACAAAUGGGUAUUCUUCGCAAUCUUUCGGAAUGUUUCACUUUUUAUACAAAACCAGCGGAGAAACGUAUUCCUAAGAAGACGGUUCAUGUGAGGGUGAAAAUGGAUUGUGAAGGUUGUGUAAAGAAAGUUACAAAUGCUGUAGAAGAUUUUGAAGGGAUGGAAUCAUUCGUUGUAAGUAAAAACCUACAAAGGGUAAGCGUAACUGGGAAUGUAGAUGCACAGGAUGUCUUAGAUGAAGUGAGGGGCACAGGAAAAACAGCUGACAUGUGGCCUUUUGUUCCCUACAAUUUAGUGGCUUAUCCUUAUGCUCAAGGGGCAUAUGACAUUAAAGCACCAACUGGUUUUGUAAGGAAUGUCCCUCAGGCUGUUGGUGACCCUAAGUCUCCAGAGAUGAAGAUGAUGGUGCUUUUUAAUGAUGAUAACCCAAAUGCUUGUUCAAUCAUGUAAUUUCAAUUUGAUAUUGUUUUGCUUUUAUUAAUUAGCUAAGCACCAAAUUUGUUUGUGUUGCUAUGAUUAAUAUCAAAUUUGUUUUCUUUAGUGUGAGGUGAAUAAGUGGAGAGUUAGAGAAUUUGACAUUAUUAAAAUCAUUUUUUAUAAAAGUACUCUUUCGUAACAAUUUUAUUGACAACACAGAAAAAAAUGGUAAAUAAAUAUGGUUAUUAUU